Messenger RNA from Pararge aegeria (speckled wood butterfly), 1219 nucleotides. It is a transcript of the gene Pnpo, whose product is annotated as pyridoxine/pyridoxamine 5'-phosphate oxidase-like. Gene Ontology annotation, molecular function: pyridoxamine phosphate oxidase activity; FMN binding. The transcript is spliced from 6 exons. The record is from RefSeq and is a predicted model, not a curated record. Gene Ontology annotation, biological process: pyridoxal 5'-phosphate biosynthetic process; pyridoxine biosynthetic process. Bases 147 to 905 code for a protein of 252 amino acids. Lineage: Eukaryota; Metazoa; Arthropoda; Insecta; Lepidoptera; Nymphalidae.
AGUCAAAAUGUCUGGCAGCGUAUUGGUUGCAGUUCGAUCUUUAAUUAAUCUUCUGGUACCGAAUUACUUGAAAUCUAAGGACUAGGAACUGUGGGAAAUUUUGGUUUCGUUCUCUCGCCCGUAUUCCGAAGUUUUAACAAUAGCGCAUGGGAACUAGGUGUUUGUGGUUGUGCUUUCAUGAAAGUAAAUUACAUUUUCGCAAAAUGAGCAUUGAUAUUGGAGGUAUGAGAAUUAAAUACAAAGACAAGGAUGAAACAUUCUUGGAAAAACAUUUGGUAGCAAAAGAACCAUUUGGACAGUUUAAAGCCUGGUUUGAGGAAGCUUGUACUAAAAAGGAAAUCUUAGAGCCAAAUGCUAUGUGCCUCGCAACAGCAACAAAGGAUGGGUAUCCAUCAGCUAGAUUUGUGCUAUGCAAGGGAUAUGGAAAGGAUGGAUUUAAGUUCUUUACCAAUCAUGGCAGCAGAAAAGCCCAAGAAAUGGCUGAAAACCCUAAUGUAGCAGCUACAUUUUAUUGGGAAAUAUUGAAUAGAUCUAUUAGGAUUGAGGGUUUCAUUGAAAGACUACCUGAAGAAGAAUCAACUGCUUAUUUUCACUCAAGGCCAGUGCCAAGCCAGAUUGCAGCCUGCACUAGCUUUCAAAGUACUCCAAUUGAAUCUAGAGAUGUUCUAUGUGAAAGAGAAAAAGUUUUGGAAGCUGAAUAUAUGAUACCUGGAAAGGAGAUUCCUAAACCAAUUUUUUGGGGUGGCUACAUAAUUCGUCCAACAUCAGUUGAAUUCUGGCAAGGACAGAGAGAUAGACUACAUGACAGGAUCAAGUUUAGAAAACUAAAGGAUGGAGAAAUGGCCGAUAAUAAACUAUUGCAUAAAGGUGAAGAUGGAUGGGUUUAUGAAAGGCUUUCUCCAUAAAGUAUUUAGUUACCAAACAGUGUUAUUCAUGUCAUAGGACAGGUCCCUCGAUAUUGUGGGUUCCUAUCACUUACCAUGAUAAUCAUUUUUUUUACAGAACUUAUAGGUUGUUUUUUAUUAAUCUUGUUACUUUCAUUAGUAUAUGUUUAGAUAUGCUAAUUGUAUUUACAAAACAGGUUUUAUUAAAACUUGCAUUGUCUAUUUGAAAACUUUUUUAAGAACAUAUUUUUAAUUGUAGAUAUUUUAAUGUCUUCCAUUAGAAAUUUUUAAGGGUUUUGGUAAUAGCUAAGUAUAAAUAAAAGAUUAAUCAUUAU